UAUUUCCCAGAGAGGGGGGAGAGGGAGGCUGAACAAGCACCAGCAAGCGGCUUGCUCACAUGCUUGUUUUAGUAACCAUGUCAUUAGCACUACAAUUCAGCCAAGGAUAUGGGGCCUGUUAAUAAACCAGUCUGCUAAACCGGAUUUUUUAGUUGUCUCCUUAAUCUCAAGGAUCAAAAUACUUGCUGAACAGUGGAGUCAGAGACCAAUAAAAAUAGACUACUUGAACGUCAUUUGACUGGUUAGCCAGUUGCUCAUGUAUAUUCAAGAUGAGUGGGUUAGGAGAAAACUCCUUGGAUCCACUGGCCCCUGAUUCACGAAAACGCAAAUUGCCCUGUGAUACUCCAGGACAAGGUCUCACCUGCAGUGGCGAAAAGUGGAGACGAGAGCAGGAGAGUAAAUAUAUUGAAGAAUUGGCUGAACUGAUAUCUGCUAAUUUUAGUGAUAUUGACAAUUUCAAUGUCAAACCAGAUAAAUGUGCAAUUUUAAAGGAAACAGUAAGACAGAUACGUCAAAUAAAAGAGCAAGGAAAAACUAUUUCAGCGGACGAUGAUGUUCAGAAAGCAGAUGUGUCUUCUACAGGACAAGGAGUUAUUGAUAAAGACUCCUUAGGACCACUUUUACUUCAGGCGCUGGAUGGUUUCCUGUUUGUGGUGAACCGCGAUGGAAACAUUGUAUUUGUGUCAGAAAAUGUCACACAAUACCUGCAAUAUAAGCAGGAGGACUUGGUUAACACAAGUGUCUACAAUAUCUUGCAUGAAGACGACAGAAAGGAUUUUCUUAAAAACUUACCGAAAUCUACAGUUAAUGGAGUUGCCUGGACAAAUGAGACCCAGAGACAAAAAAGUCAUACAUUUAAUUGCCGCAUGCUGAUGAAAACACCACAUGAUAUUCUGGAAGACAUGAACACUAGUCCUGAAAUGCGCCAGCGCUACGAAACAAUGCAGUGCUUUGCCCUGUCCCAGCCACGCGCUAUGAUGGAGGAGGGGGAAGACUUGCAAUCCUGUAUGAUCUGUGUGGCACGCCGCAUCACUACAGGAGAAAGAGCCUUUCCAUCCAACCCUGAGAGCUUUAUUACCAGACAUGACCUUUCAGGAAAAGUUGUCACCAUAGAUACAAAUUCAUUGAGAUCCUCGAUGAGGCCUGGCUUUGAAGAUAUAAUUCGAAGGUGUAUCCAGAGAUUUUUCAGUCUUAAUGAUGGGCAGUCAUGGUCCCAAAAACGACACUAUCAAGAAGCCUAUAUCCAUGGUCAUGCAGAAACCCCAGUAUAUCGGUUCUCUCUGGCUGAUGGAACUAUUGUGACUGCACAAACAAAAAGCAAACUCUUUCUAAAUCAUGGAACAAAUGAUCGUCACGGCUUUGUCUCAACCCAUUUUCUUCAGCGGGAACAGAAUGGGUACAGACCAAACCCAAAUCCUGUUGGACAAGGCGUAAGACCUCCGGCACCUGGGUGCAACAGUUCUGUAGGUGGUGUGAGCAUGUCGCCAAACCAAGGAUUACAGAUGCUGAACAGCAGAACCUAUGGCCUGACUGACUCCGGCACCACAGGGCAGAUGAGUGGGGCCAGGUAUGGGGCUGCUGGCAACAUGCCUGCAGUGAACCCUGGGCCAGGCAUGCAGUCUCCGUCUUCCUACCAGAACAAUAGUUAUGGUCUCAACAGGAGUAGCUCCCCCCAUGGGAGUCCUGGUCUCGGCUCGACCCAGCAGAAUAUCAUGAUUUCUCCUCGUAAUCGUGGGAGUCCAAAGAUGGCCUCACAUCAGUUCUCUCCUGUUGCAGGUGUGCACUCUCCCAUGGGGUCUUCUGGCAACACUGGAAGUCACAGCUUUUCUAGCAGCUCUCUCAGUGCUCUUCAAGCUAUUAGUGAGGGGGUGGGGACUUCUCUUUUGUCUACGCUCUCUUCACCAGGUCCCAAAUUGGACAACUCUCCCAACAUGAAUAUGACCCAACCAAGUAAAGUCAGUAGUCAGGAUUCCAAGAGUCCCCUAGGCUUGUUCUGUGACCAGAAUCCAGUGGAGAGUUCAAUGUGUCAGUCAAAUAGUAGGGAUCACCUCAAUGACAAAGAAAGUAAGGAGGGCAAUGUUGAAGGAUCAGAGAUUCAGCGGGGUCCUCUGGAAAGCAAAGGUCAUAAAAAAUUACUGCAGCUACUUACUUGUUCUUCUGAUGACCGAGGUCAUUCCUCCUUGACUGACUCCCCCUUGGAUUCAACUUGUAAAGAUGCUUCUAUCAGUGUCACUAGCCCCUCGGGGGUCUCCUCUUCAACCUCUGGAGGAGUGUCUUCCACACCCAAUAUGCAUGGGUCAUUGCUGCAAGAGAAGCACCGGAUUUUGCACAAGUUGCUGCAGAAUGGGAAUUCUCCAGCCGAAGUAGCAAAAAUCACUGCAGAGGCCACUGGGAAAGACACCAGUAGUACAACGUCUUGUGGGGAUGGGAAUGUCAAGCAGGAGCAACUGAGUCCUAAGAAGAAGGAGAACAAUGCACUGCUUAGAUACCUGCUGGACAGGGAUGAUCCCAGUGAUGCCCUCUCUAAAGAACUCCAGCCCAAAGUGGAGGGACUGGAUAGUAAGAUGAGUCAGUGUAGCAGCUCUGCCAUUCCCAGCUCCAGUCAAGAGAAAGACUCUAAAAUUAAGACAGAAGCAAAUGAAGAGGGACCUGGAGACUUGGAUAAUCUGGAUGCUAUUCUUGGUGAUCUGACUAGUACUGACUUUUACAAUAAUUCCAUAUCCACAAAUGGUAGUAAUAUGGGAACCAAGCAACAAAUGUUUCAUGGAACUAGUUCUCUGGCAGGUCUGAGGAGCCCACAGUCUGUGCAGCCCAUUCGUCCUCCAUAUAACCGGGCGGCGUCUCUAGAUAGCCCUGUUUCUGUUGGCUCAAGUCCUCCAGUAAAGAAUAUCAGUGCUUUCCCCAUGUUACCAAAGCAACCUGUGUUGGGUGGGAAUCAAAGAAUGAUGGAUAGUCAGGAAAAUUAUGGCUCAAAUAUGGGUGGACCAAGCAGAAAUGUGACUGUGAAUCAGAACCCUUCCUCAGGAGACUGGGGCUUACCAAACUCAAAGGCUGGCAGACUGGAUCCUAUGAGUUCAAAUCCCAUGGGAAGGCCAGGAGCAGAUUAUAAUGCGGCUUUACCCAGAGCAGCCAUGGGUGGCUCAAUGCCUCCUAUGCCUCUUCGGUCCAGUAGCAUUCCGGGAGUGAGGCCAAUGUUGCAGCAGCAGCAGCAGCAACAGCAGCAGCAGCAGCAACAUCAUCAUCAGCAGCAGCAACAUCAGCAGAUGCUACAAAUGCGACCUGGUGAGAUUCCCAUGGGAAUGGGGGUUAGUCCUUAUGGCCAAGCGGCACCAUCUAACCAAACUGGUUCCUGGCCAGAUGGCAUGUUAUCCAUGGAACAAGGCCCUCAUGGAACUCAAAACAGGCCACUUCUUAGGAAUACCCUGGAUGAUCUCCUUGGGCCACCUUCUAACCUAGAAGGCCAGAGUGAUGAAAGAGCAUUGUUGGACCAGCUGCACACUCUCUUGAGCAACACAGAUGCCACAGGCCUGGAAGAAAUUGACAGAGCUCUGGGCAUCCCUGAACUUGUAAAUCAAGGGCAAGCUUUGGAGCCCAAACAGGAUGCUUUCCAAGGCCAAGAAGCAGCAGUAAUGAUGGAUCAAAAGGCAGCAUUAUAUGGGCAGACAUACCCAGCUCAGGGGCCUCCAAUGCAGGGAGGCUUUAACCUUCAGGGACAAGCACCAUCGUUCAACUCUAUGAUGAAUCAGAUGAACCAGCAAGGCAAUUUUCCUCUCCAAGGAAUGCACCCUAGGGCCAACAUCAUGAGACCCCGGACCAACACCCCUAAGCAACUUAGAAUGCAGCUUCAGCAGAGGCUGCAGGGCCAACAGUUUUUGAAUCAGAGCCGUCAGGCACUUGAAAUGAAAAUGGAAAACCCCACUGCUGGCGGGGCUGCGGUGAUGAGGCCCAUGAUGCAGCCCCCAGUCAACUCCCAGCAGGGUUUUCUUAACGCCCAGAUGGUUGCCCAGCGCAGCAGAGAGCUCCUCAGUCACCACUUCCGACAGCAGAGAGUGGCCAUGAUGAUGCAACAGCAGCAGCAGCAGCAGCAGCAGCAGCAGCAGCAGCAGCAGCAACAGCAGCAACAACAAACUCAGGCCUUCAGCCCACCCCCCAAUGUGACUGCUUCCCCCAGCAUGGACGGGGUUUUGGCAGGACCUGCCAUGCCGCAAGCUCCACCCCAGCAGUUUCCAUACCCGCCAAAUUAUGGGAUGGGACAACCACCAGAUCCAGCCUUUGGUCGAGUGUCUAGUCCCCCCAAUACAAUGAUGUCAUCAAGAAUGGGCCCCUCGCAGAAUCCCAUGAUGCAGCACCCUCAGGCCACGCCCAUGUAUCAGUCCUCAGAAAUGAAGGGCUGGCCAUCAGGGAACCUGGCCAGGAACAGCUCCUUUCCCCAGCAGCAGUUUACCCACCAGGGGAGCCCUGCUGCGUAUAGUAUGGUCCACAUGAAUGGCGCCGGUGGCCCCAUGGGGCAGAUGACCAUGAACUCCAUGCCCAUGUCGGGGAUGCCCAUGGGUCCUGACCAGAAAUACUGCUGACAUAUCUACACCAGAAACUCCAAGGAAAUCAUUGCACAGGUGACACUGCACAAGGAUUACUGGGAAGUCAUUGUUUCAGAUGUGUGGGCUUUGAAGAAAGGACCGGCUUUGAUCUCCCAUCAGGGUAUUCCAAGUGACGUCAUUUGAGCAGGACUGGAUUUUAAGCUGAAGCGCAAUAUCUACCUGUUUUGUUUUUUCCCCCUUCCCUCCUGUGUAUGUGUACCACGGUGUUCAAAUAAUUUUGGCCUUCUGCCUCUUAGGGCUGUGAUUCUGGAGGUAACAGCGUUACUGAUCACAAAACUGUCACUUCUUUCUUCCUGGCUGUCCAGUCUUUCAUAUCAGUGCAGGUGGGUCAGAGGACACGGGCUAUCAAGGGAGACUAGAACACCUGGUUUCUCUAGCUGAAGUGUUCGGCAAAGAGCACAGUCCCAGCCUUCAUGUGUUUAGUCACCACCAAGUAGUUCUGUGUUGACCUCUGUCCUGUGGGAUGGAUGUUUCUGAGUUCUUGUCCUUCAGUGAUAGUGUGGCGCUGCUGUCACUGCUGUUGGUUGUCCUAGGUGGUUUCCUCACUAGUGUUUCCAUCUGCUCCAAAUGUACUGUUAUACUUCACCUCCAGGAAUUGUCCUUGAUGUCAAAUGGCUUUGCAGAAAGGAAAAUGCAAUGACAGUAUUUAAUUGCAGCAGUAGCAAUUUUUCACAUGCUAAUGUGCAGCUGAGUGCACUUUAUUUAAAAAGUAAUGGAUAAAUGCAAUAUUAUCGAGGUCUUGAGGAAUGAUGAACCACAUUCCUGGUUUUUGUCUGAACUAAUCUGUUGGACAAGAACUGUGAUUUUUUUCUUCUUCUUGUUGAAAGUACCAGUGUCACCCUUUGCCUAUAUGGUAGAGCAAUAAUGCUUUUGGAAAAUAAACUGCAGAAAACCAAGGCCAGGUACUGCAUUCUGAAUCAGAAUCUCGAAGUGUUUCUGUGAAUAGAUUUUCUUUUGUAAAUAUGACCUUUAAGAUAUUAUGUAAAAUAUGUACAUACUUUUUUUUUUUUUGUAGGUCAUAACUCAUUUUUACAGAGUUUGUGAAGCUAAAUAUUUAACAUUGUUGAUUUCAAUGAGCUCAAUGUGGCGAGGCUACAAACGGCAGAGAUGUCACCUGAAUUUUGUGGCCUGGCGGAGGGGCAGUGGUCCACAGCUCUCCCUCCCCCACCCUAGAUGCCUCGCUCUUUUCAAUCUCGUCUCAAAGCUUUUUGAAGAAAUUGUUUGUUUAGAUGUAGGCAUUUUAAUUUUUUUAAAAAAAUUCCUCUGCCAGAACUAAGCACUUUGUUAAUUUGGGGGGAAAAAUAGAUACGGGGGAAAACUUUUAAAAAUAGCUAUCAAGAAUUUGAAAAUCAAGCAGUUUGAUUUAAAAAAGAACCUUGGGAUUUUAAGCAGUCCAUAAAUUAAACAGUAGCAACUCAUGGUAUUAAAAAGAAAUUUGCAUAUGCUUUCUCUUCAUCCACUUCAGGUGUGCUCUAAGGUUUUGGUUGCUAGACCAGAAUCCCACAUUGAGAUCUCAGGAGAAGAAUCCUUGAUGUGUGGUUUCUGUGUUGGCUCAACUGUCUUGUCAUUCCACUGAUGUGAUCCUUUCUCCAUCCCUGAGAAUUAGAAUAGUGUCGUGGUUAUUUCUUAGGGCACUUGCCCCCCACAACAGCCAAGUUGUCCUAGUUCAGAGCUGAGUGCCUGUGCGUGCCCCCUCUCCAGCCCUCUGCCUGUUCUGCUGUUGCUACUCCUUGAUGCUGGUCCCAUGAAGUUGAGAAUAGGGAGAAAUACUGAGUUUCACUCCUUUUAUUUGAUUUACUUACCGGUUUCCAACAGUUGAAUGAAAUUGGGUUUUGGGAAUACAUAUGACUUUUCGCAUGUUUCUGGCUAGCCUUGGUGUCAUUUUCUAGCAAUAACUUAGAGCCAGUUAAUUUUUUUAAAUUUUUAAUUUCACACAUUUAGCCAGUCUUUCAAGGUGUUUCUGAAGGUAAGAUCAUUUAAUUUCUGACUUUCUUAUAAGUGAGAUCCGGUAUUUGCAGAACUACCACUUGAGUAGAUGCGAGUUCGACACCAGCCUCCCCACACCCCACUUGUUAAAAGUAAACCUUAGAUUGUAUAUCCGUAAACUUCCAUCACAGUGGCCUGCACUUUGCAGACAACACACUCUGCUGUCUGGAGACGCAUGGCCGAGUCAGUGUCUUCGGAGGCUCUGUGGUGGCAGUGUGGAGCUGGACUUCCCUGUAAGUGGUGUGUGGGGAGGAGUAGAGUGGUGCUCUUCUUACCUUUCCUUUAAAAAAAUUAAAAACAAAACAAAGUUUUAUGAUUCUUUUCCUCAGUCCUGACUCCAGGCUACCUGAAAGGCAGCACUCCCUUUUUAUAUGGAAGAAAAGUGAAGUGAUUAUGUUUUUAUAUUUUCUACUUUUUCAUUUUAUUGGUGCAAACUUAAGGUUUUGAUUUUCUUUUAAUAGACGCAGUCUUGAGAUAAUUUGUUUUUAUCUUUUUGCCCUUUUAUCUUUUUCGGAUAAUUCUCUUUGUACUCCUGCUGCCUACCUCUCGUCACCUCCCACCACUUUUUUAAACCUUGGUAUCUGUUGGGUAAACUAAUCUUUGCAUCUGCUUUUAGAAUGUGAGAUAUUUCCAGUACCUACUUUUUUGCUGAAUCCAAAGAUAUAUAAAUAUAAAUAUAUAUUUUAUAAAGAUCAAAAUGAUAUAAAGGAGAUACAUGUUUCUUCCUUUGAAAUAAUAGGAAUUCAUUGUUAAUGUUCAUAUUAUGAUGCCACUUUUCUAAAUUGUGCAUCGUGAUGGAAUGGUGUAAAUAUCAAUCCAGGACUGCUUAAUCAUUAUUUAAUGUCUAAGGUGAGUUGGGGUGUAUAGGGGUAGGAUAUUAUAGAACAUAAUUGACUUGCUGUCCUAGAAGUUUUGAUCCAGAAAUAGGUGCAGCUGGGGAGUAGACAGAACUGCCAGUUCCCCAGAUGCCUGUCCAGUUCCCUUUUUAUUUGCAGAAGCCAUGAGUUAUGUUGACAAGUGGGAAAUUCAUAGGCGUGAAACCUCUAAGAUAGGUGAGUUCCCCCUGCUGCAGAGGAAUAAGAGCUGCUGUUCAGCUAAAGGCAGAUGUUUAAUAACGAGCAGGGUGUUUUCUUUCUAGUGUGUAGAAUUUCGAAGUGAAUGAAAAUGUCAUUCUGAGAGCAAUAUUUAAAUUCUCAGGAAUUGACUUACAGUAUUGAGAAUGAAUUCAGUUUCAAUCAAGUUUACAUUAAAUGUUGCUUAAAAUCUAAAUCAUUCUUUACAAUGCAAAGAAUCCAAAUCAGGUGGGAUAACUUAUGAGAUGGUUGGGUGUAAGCUAUGACUGCUUCGCUGAUCGCUUUUGGAUGUCAUUGUAAAUAAAGGUUUCUAUUUAAAAUUGAAGCUUAAGAGCUUGCCUUUUUCUUUUUAAAAUAUAAUUCCCUACUAGACUAAGGGUGAAAGAAAAGGUUAAUAAGCAAGUCUGUAUCAAAUGUUGAUAGCAGUUUCGGUGAGGUUAAAAGCAGACUUACAUGAGGCGGCUUUGGGGCGUUGAAAGCGCGGAACUUACUCAAAAAGGAGUGCUUGGGGUCGCCUCCGGAUUUGUUAUUGGGGCGAUGACUCCUGCUUCUUCCAUUCUGGAAUUCUGACGGCCGUCUUUACAAGGUUAGACCACCUGGCCCAACGAAGGCUUGUCUUGGUUGAGGUGAAUUGCUGUGCAGUUGAUUAAUACUCCUCAAAAAAGUGAAAUUCUUGAUACAGUGGACUGAGAGACUUACCUGUGAGGCCCCUGAAGUGUGGUAAAUUUUAAUCAUUAAUUUACAGCCCAUAUCUAGUCCCCUUUAAAAAGCCCUCUAAACCCAAGGCAUCUGCUUCCAAGAAGGUAUUCACUGGUAGCCUUAAAAAAAAAAAAAAAAACCAAACACACCAAAAGACUCCCAAGAAUGGCCUUUUACAAAAUGUCAAUUUACCUCAUACCAACUGCUGGCCAUUGGCUGCGGUUUUGAACAUUGUAUGACAAUAGACUACAAAAUUUCUUUACAAAUACAAUUUUGUUAAAACUUGGGACAUACAUCAUUUCUUUUCAGUACUUUAAAAAACAUCAGGUCUGGAACAGGUAACAAAGGAAUGAAUACUGGGGAGGUGAUAGCCGGGCAGGAAUAGAAAUGGCCACAACUGCAAGGAGUUUUCUUUUACACUGGCCACUGAGCAUUUAUUGACACCACCACGCUUGAAAACUGGGUUUUCUUAUUAGUCAGAUUCCCCUAAAAGUUCCCACGCUGGUUACAUGUAAAUAGUCACAUAUAUACAGUGAAGUCAGUUUCUUCAGAGGCAACCAGGAGCGCACAGCUAGAGAGAGGUUGCCUCUGUGCUCCGGACUCACUGCUGAGUCUGCGCUGGAUCCGGCAUCGGUAAGUUGCCUCUGUCCUGCUGCUUAGUUCUUUGUGAUGAACCAGAAAUUACAAGGA
Talpa occidentalis (Iberian mole) is the source of this 9046-nucleotide messenger RNA. It is a transcript of the gene NCOA3, whose product is annotated as nuclear receptor coactivator 3. The transcript has 23 exons. The record is from RefSeq and is a predicted model, not a curated record. Gene Ontology annotation, biological process: positive regulation of transcription by RNA polymerase II; cellular response to hormone stimulus. Gene Ontology annotation, cellular component: nucleus. Gene Ontology annotation, molecular function: protein dimerization activity; nuclear receptor binding. NCBI's taxonomy places the organism in Eukaryota, Metazoa, Chordata, Mammalia, Eulipotyphla, Talpidae. Bases 270 to 4574 code for a protein of 1434 amino acids.